AUGGCAGAAGGAGGUCAUAAUGGACAACAGCAACAACAUCAUCAACAACAGCCACAAAACUUAGGUCCUGAAGAUCUUAAUUUCUCUAUUAAUGAUAUACUUAACGGCAACUCAGUCGUGAAUGACUCUUCAUUUCAAACCAUUGUGCAAACAUUUUCAGACACGAGCAACAAUCAAGACAUGAUGCCUUCUUUUGCUCAUUUGCCUGCUGAAUUACAAGAUUUCUUUAGCUCAAGUGAAACGGACGACUUAUUAUCUACACAGAACGCAUCCAUCCCUCAUGAUUUACUUUUCAAUGCUGAUCAUACACAACCAUUUGUUCAGCAACCUUUAAAGAUACAGACUAAUCCAACCGGAUCUCCCCAAUCACAGCAAACCGCAAUACCUCGUGCUCUUCCACAGCAGCAACAACCUCAUCAACAACAACCACCUCAACAGCAACUGGCUACACAUUCACCACAGUCACAUGUUCUUCCUCCUGGACCAGUACCUCAAGUACUAGCGCAACCUAUUCAGCCAUCUCAGUCUGCAGCACCAUCACUACCACAGCAAGCUUCAUCAACAACUUUAUUAGAUAACAUAACGUCACAGCUUCCACCUGAUAGAAAAGAAAAGUUUAUGCAAUUGUUUAGAGACUUACAGACAAGCACUAUUUCAGCUGCAGAGUUCAUGGCACAGGCUAAAGCUAUACUGGGUCAGCAGCAAUACCAACAAUUAGAGGAUUUAAAGACAAAACCGAUGAUAAACCAUCAUCAAAUGCAGCCACAACAACAACAACAAAUGAUGGAAGAAGAUCAAAGAAAGAGAAAGCUAAAUCCAGCGAGUAACAUAACUUCACCACAAAUAAAAAAACCCAAAUCAGAGCAUAUACCAAUGAAUGCAAUCAAUCAACAAAUGACAUAUCCUAUGAUGACACCACCAAGGGUACCCACAUCACAGCCACCUUCGAUAUUACCACAGCAACAACAGCAACAAUAUCCCAUUCAGCCGAAUAUUGUUACCCCUUCCCUUGUGAAGCCACCAACACCUGCUGGACCACAGCAACCACAACAACAAUCUCCGUUUAAAGCGAUGGACGCAGCCGUACUACAAAUACCCACAAAAUCAAACAUUGCCGUACCGUCUACAAGUAAACCACCUGGAACUGCAGCACCGACGCCUACAUCAACAGGAGGAGGAGGAGACAGGGUAGACUAUGAAGCAUUGACAGAUGUUAUGGGCUAUGCAGGUGUUGAUCUUAAAGAGGAAGCAGAGCAUUUUAUGAAGGAAGAUGCUUCUGGAACAGUAUUGCCUGAUGGAAUUGAUAGAUCCAAAUUCCAGGACUUUAUGAAUCCUGCCAUGUUAAGAGACAGGAUUCUUAAAUACGCCAAAUCUGCAAAUAUAAAGAAAAUUGAUGGAGAUUUUAUAUCCUACCUGGCAUUAGCAACCCAGGAUAGAAUCAGGACCGUGAUGGAAAAUAUGGUACGUGCCUCUCGACAUCGAACAGAAAAUCCUUUCAAAAAGCCACCGGAACAAGACAAUCAUCCCCUUUACAAAAUUCACGUCAAACAAAAAGUUAAAGAUCAGCUCAAGGCCAUCGAACGAGCCGACGAAUCCAAGGCAAAGGUGGACGAAGAGAUGGAUGAUGUACUCAAUUCAGAAAAGGGAUGGUACUCAAAGAAAUCAAAGGUGCCUCUAAAAGCAGAAUCGAUCGAACGAAAGAUCACUGUACAAGAUGCGAUAUUUGUCAUGGAACGAGAUGUCCAAGGUGGAAGGGGAACAAAUCGACGCACGUUAUUAAAGGCUUAUAAUAUACUUGGUUAA
Molecule: messenger RNA, 1803 nt
Organism: Rhizopus microsporus ATCC 52813
Lineage: Eukaryota; Fungi; Mucoromycota; Mucoromycetes; Mucorales; Rhizopodaceae
Exons: 5
Coding region: 1-1803 (600 amino acids)
Biological process (GO): transcription initiation at RNA polymerase II promoter
Cellular component (GO): transcription factor TFIID complex
Molecular function (GO): RNA polymerase II general transcription initiation factor activity; protein heterodimerization activity; DNA binding
Source: RefSeq, a predicted model, not a curated record